This is a messenger RNA of Acipenser ruthenus (sterlet), 1609 nucleotides long. It is a transcript of the gene yaf2, whose product is annotated as YY1 associated factor 2. Gene Ontology annotation, biological process: positive regulation of DNA-templated transcription. The transcript has 5 exons. Gene Ontology annotation, molecular function: DNA binding; transcription coregulator activity. The coding region runs from base 180 to 791 and encodes 203 amino acids. NCBI's taxonomy places the organism in Eukaryota, Metazoa, Chordata, Actinopteri, Acipenseriformes, Acipenseridae. Gene Ontology annotation, cellular component: nucleus. The record is from RefSeq and is a predicted model, not a curated record.
CACCUUAAUGUUUCUCGUUCAGGAAACUGCCUGCCGACUUGAUUGGCCAGACCGACACCACGUGACCUACUCGACUGGAGUUUCCACGACAGCUGGAAGCUGUGUGAUCCGGGCGCUCGUCAUUUUUGUUGCCUAUUUUUCUGUUCAUAUCUCAGUACAAACUAGUAGAUUUCAGGAACAUGGGAGACAAGAAGAGUCCGACAAGGCCGAAAAGGCAGCCCAAGCCUUCCUCCGACGAAGGAUACUGGGACUGUAGCGUUUGUACAUUCAGGAACAGCGCAGAGGCUUUUAAGUGCAUGAUGUGUGAUGUCAGGAAGGGCACAUCAACACGGCGGCCAGCACUCCGUAUAGAGAAAAUUGAAGAUUCAAGAAGGCGAGGCGUCCCAUCACUACGAGGGGGGAAACCUCGUCCAGUUUCCCAGUUGGUUGCACAGCAAGUAACCCAGCAGUUUGCUUCUCCCACACAACCAAAGAAAGAGAAAAAAGACAAAACAGAAAAGGAAAAAAAUGAAAAGGAAUCUACAGUCAAAAAGAACAGUCACAAGAAAACAAGGCCAAGAUUAAAAAAUGUGGAUAGAAGCAGUGCACAACAUUUGGAAGUCACAGUAGGAGACCUGACUGUUAUUAUCACAGACUUUAAGGAGAAAACAAAGUCCACACCUACUUCCAGUGCGACAUCUGCUGAUCAGCACAGUCAAAGUGGCUCCAGUUCUGACAACACGGAAAGAGGAAUGUCAAGGUCAUCUUCACCUCGGGGAGAAGGAUCAUUAGUCAAUGGAGAGUCUCACUAAACCUCAUACCACCCCGUUUCUUUAGUCAGUUUGGAACGGGCAAAUAUCUUAAGCCAAGAUAUACCACAAGUCAAAAUUUCAGCCCAGAAUACACCACACAUUCAUGACAUGCAGGCAAUGUUGGUGCACAUUGAAGAAGUCUUCCGGAAUGUUUCACACACCGAUGACUUUUACAAUUCUCAAAUAAACUGCCAAUUUUGAGUGCACUUGAAAAGUUAAUAAAUAAUCUAUUCCACCCUUGCUAUACAUACAUUCAAACUAAAAAAAAAAGUCUGUCCUAUGUACCCAAAGGUACAACUGUCAGUGUCAUGUAAAUGUAGUAUUUUACAUCAAUUUCAGUGUUAUAAUGUCAAUAUAAACUUUCAGUCUCUUGCUUUCUAUCAGUUUCCAACCUGGACUGUUAUGGCAUGAAAUAGGUACAAGUUUGAAGAAAACAAGUCAGACUGCCUAAUAUGCAUUACAAGAGAAAAAUGUGAAGCAGCUUGCUGUAAGUAUACAGUGACGUUGAUAGACCUGAUUAACUGUUGUAACAACAGAGCCUUUUCUCAAUGGUUAAAUGCACCUGCUGGUACUUGGUGUGGCUGAAUGGGGGAAAAUGUUCUUUAAUUAAGAAAAAAAAUAUUUGUAUACGUUUUUGCCAAUGUUUUGCAGCACAUGUUAUUUUAACAGAACACCUCACUCAGUUAAUUUGCUGGUUUUACCAAACAGUGCUGUUUAUAUGUAUAUGAACAUCUUGCGUAAUAAUAACAUGGUUUUACUGUCAGAACAAAAGUUUGUAAGUAAAAGAAUGAACUGAUAAAUCCAUUGUUUAGAAAUGA